AUAUAUUUGAAUAUGAUAAUUGAAUCGCAGCCAAAAGCAAUGCCACACAAUUCCCAUUUUCAUAACACAGACCCCUGAGUGACUGCUGUGGGGAGAAGGAGAUGCUGGGGCUGGGCAAACUCACUGCAGGAGAGCUUGAGACGGAUAAGGAGGGAACUCUCAAGGUGCAUGGAUUGCCUAUGCUUGAGUUUGCUGCUGUCAUGCACAAAUUGGAUCUUCACUUCUGAGAACUCCUAGUUAAAACAUCUGAGAAAACUAGCACCUCCAACAAAAUGCUGCAGGGUGUGAACAUCUGCUGGAGCCACUUGCUCCAUGGUGCUUCUGACUCAAUGGAAAACCCAGGAAGACACCCACCAUCCUUAUCAAGAUGCAACUAGUCCAGACGCUGCUGCAUCAUAACGUUUUUCAGCUCAUGUCACUGAUGACUCAGCCUCCACUCACAGCAGUCCCUCGGGGACUAUUUCACUCUAUCUUUCCUCCAGAGGCCACUCCAUAAUCUGUACAAUCCACUGAGCUUUGGAUCAGCUCUUCUUUCGCUGUGGCUGCUCCUCAGUGCUCCUAUGACACGGUGCUGCAAACUGCCUCGGAAGGCAGGAGCGAAAGCAGACAGCCCAGUAUCUCCGUUAGCUUUGUAGAUUGGGGCACAUGAAUUAACAAAGCCUCUGUUCAAGGUGAUGUUCUUGUAGGGCCAUUGCCAACCACUGAGGGGUUUAUAUGGCCACUUGGGGUUUUUUUCUCUCUGCUGUGAUUCUGUGGGUUACUUUCCCAAAGAUAAUUAUAUGACUCAGGAAGACAAACGCAUACCUCACAUACUUGCGGGAACUGUAAUGCCAAUAGGUGGUGUAGAGUGUUUUGAAGCUCUUUGAACACACAAGAACAGCUGAAUUCCCGUGACUUACCUACCCAAGCCAAAGCAAGUCCAGGCAAUGGCUGCAUAGUUUUUGUGAAGCCCUUACCCAACAGAGGACAAACAUCUUCCUGAGAAAGAUUUAUUCUUGCAGCACCAAGGCACGGAUGGUUUUUCUUGCCGGAGAUAUCACGGGUGUUCUGUCAGAGAGAGCAGCAGGAGGCAUUGCAAGCAGAUUUUUGAUGCUGCAGAUCAGAAAUGGACCCUGGUGAAAACUGGAAGCUGGAUGAAAUCAACUGGUUGUCCCAUAGUGGGAUCCAUUCCUUUGCCAGUGUGAAAGGAGAUAAUGAGCUCUCUGAAGGUGCCCCAGCCCUCUUUGCUCUGGAUCAGCUGGGCUCCACAUCUGUUUGUUACAAGCCUACCAGCCCAGUCCAGGUACUGGAAAACACUGGCUUUCUUUACCAGGAUCACCAGUUGUUUGCUGGCAGGCAUGAAGUUUCUCCAAUAACAGCUGAAGCAGCCAGUGCCAAAGAAAAAGCUGCUGAGGAAGCCCUCUGCACCCUGCGCCCACCCAGCUUCCGCCGGGUCCCAGAGGCGGAGAUGCGAGGGGCAGAGGAGGUGGCAGCCGGCACCGUCCUGCAGCGCCUGAUCCAGGAGCGGCUGAGGUAUGGCAACCCCAGCGAGAACAUGAACCUGCUGGCCAUACAGCACCAGGCAACGGGUAGCGCCGGCCCCUCCAACAGCACUGCCAGCACUCUCUCUUCCGCAGAAAACCUCGUGCCCGAAGAGCCGCCAAUGGUCCAGCCAUCAGGGCGGCAGGAACCUCAGGGGCAGGAGCACCAGGGGGACGGUGCUGCGAUGGAGAAGCAGCCCCGCGCCCCGCAGCCCCCGCAUGGCACUGAGGAGCUCCCCACCUAUGAGGAGGCCAAGGCCCAGUCUCAGUUUUUCCGAGGCCAGCCAUCGGCUACCACCGCGGCCGCUACAGCUUUUUAUGGCUCAUCCAGCCAGAAGUCGAGGACGGAGGGGAGGCCGACGGUGAACCGAGCCAACAGCGGGCAGGCGCACAAGGAUGAGGCGCUGAAAGAACUGAAGCAGGGCCAUGUCCGCUCGCUGAGCGAGAGGAUCAUGCAACUCUCGCUGGAGAGGAACGGGGCCAAGCAGCACCCACCACCCCUGGCGGGUGGGAAGGGCUUCAAGGCGGCCCCACCGCCUGGCAAGACCACAGACCCGCGGGGUCCACCGCCCGAGUACCCCUACAAGGGCAAAGUGGCCACCCCCAGCAGCAAGGCGCAGGAACACGGGCUCUUCUAUGGCGAGCAACCAGCGCAGGAUGUUCUCAAAGCCUCCUACGCCACACCCCAGCCUGCCCGGGCAGAGGUCGCCCUCGUCCGCUACCAGCCACCCCCAGAGUAUGGGGUCAGCAGCCGACAAUGCCAGCCGCCCUUUGCGCCACCGCCGGCCCAGCAGCACAGUCCCAUGUCCUCACAGGCCACUACGGGUGCUCUGCUCCCAGGAACCUUGCCACCACUGCCAGCCCCCGCUGCUGCCCAGCCACCAACACCAACACCACUGGGUCAGCAGCUGACGCCUGACGCCUUCGCCAUCGUGGAGCGGGCACAGCAGAUGGUGGAGAUGCUCUCCGAGGAGAACCACGUGCUGCGGCAGGAGCUGGAGGGGUACUACGAGAAGGCAGACAAGCUGCAGAAGUUUGAAAUAGAGAUUCAGAGGAUUUCAGAAGCUUAUGAGGGCCUGGUCAAGACCACCACUAAGAGGGAGUCUCUGGACAAAGCAAUGAGAAACAAACUCGAAGGAGAAAUUAGGAGACUUCAUGACUUCAACAGGGAUCUCCGUGAACGACUGGAGACAGCCAAUAGGCAACUCGCCAGCAGAGACUUCGAUGGGCAUGAGGAUAAGUCAACAGAGGGCCUUUAUGUCUCUCAGAACAAAGAGCACUUGAAAGAGAAGGAGAAGUUGGAGAUGGAGCUGGCAGCUGUGCGCUCUGCCAAUGAGGACCAGCGGAGGCACAUCGAAAUCCUCGACCAGGCCCUAAACAAUGCGCAAGCCAAGGUCAUCAAACUGGAAGAAGAGCUGCGCAGGAAGCAGGCCUACGUGGAGAAGGUGGAGAAGCUGCAGCAGGCACUGACACAGCUGCAAGCAGCCUGUGAGAAGAGGGAGCAGAUGGAGCGACGUCUGCGCACACGCCUGGAACGGGAGCUGGACUCACUGCGGAUGCAGCAGAGGCAGGGCAGCUACCAGGCGAGCAGCCUCCCGGAGCACAACGCCCCGGCCCUGAUGGAGCUGGUGCGGGAGAAAGAGGAGAGGAUCCUGGCACUGGAAGCUGACAUGACCAAGUGGGAGCAGAAAUACCUGGAGGAGAGUACCAUCAGGCACUUUGCCAUGAACGCUGCAGCCACAGCUGCAACGGAGAGGGACGGCUCGGCCCCGAGCCACUCACGCAAUGGCAGCUACGGUGAAAGCGCGCUGGAGGUGCGGGGCUGGCAGGAAGAGGAGGAGAUUGUGCAAGCCAACCGGCGAUGCCAGGACAUGGAGUACACAAUAAAGAAUCUCCAUGCAAAAAUAAUUGAGAAGGAUGCCAUGAUCAAGGUCCUUCAGCAGCGGUCACGGAAGGACCCAGGGAAAGCUGACAGCGCCAGCCUGCGACCGGCUCGGUCGGUCCCCUCUAUCGCCGCUGCUACGGGUGUGCAUUCACGCCAGACUUCACUCACCAGCAACCAGAUAGCUGAGGAGAAGAAAGAAGAGAAGAUCUGGAAGGGAAGCAUAGGGCUGCUCUUGGGAAAGGAACACCAUGACCACCCAUCUGGACCCUCACUACCUCCUCCACUGCCCUCCUUGUCCUGCAUGCCUGUCCCAGUGCCAGCAGCCUCCCACACGAAGACAGGUAGCAAAGACAGCAGCACCCAGACAGACAAAAGCACAGAGCUCUUCUGGCCUGCCACCGCUUCCUUCCCUGGCCGUGGACGGCUGGGCACCACGCCAUCACAUAGCCCGGUCCCAAGGCCCCCAGGGACACGAGUGGCCAGCGAGAAACUGGAGAACUCAAGCCAUGGGAAGCUGCCUGAUAGCAAAGGCAAAGUGAGCAGCUUGCUUCACAAGCCCGAGUUUCCAGAUACGGACAUGAUGGAAGUCCUCAUCUGAGCAGAAGACAACAUCUCUGGGGUUUUGUGUGCAUACAGCCAGGUCCAAGAUGGUCCUCAGUGUGCUGAGCUUAAAAACUAACCCUAAGAGUUUGAAGAAAGUUAGAGAAAGUUUUUGCCUGAAACAAAGCUUGAGUCUGAUAUGUUAGACUUUGGACCAGGUGAGAAGCCAAGAAUGCUGAAGAAGAGUGAUGAAAUGAACGUCUGGGAUUUUCUCAGCAGAAGGAGGUGUUGAAAAGGAAUGUGGCAUGAGAAGGAGAUUGUUGAGGGAAAAGGAAGCUGCAUUUUCUGGUGCAAAGAGAAUGUAGUGAAAUUACAGACUGGGUACAAACUGCCAUUCUGUUUUCCUCCCUCUCUGCAGCCAGGACAGGGAGUGAAAUCCUGGCUCUUUUGAGGCCAGAGGGAGUUUCUGAAUAACCUGGGAGAAACUUGCUUCUCCCUCAGUAUCAAUUUCUCAAAAGUGUUCACUGUGUAAUUUUGGUGAAUAAUUGGUCUGUAGAUGUAUAUGACAGGUUCUUGUAAGUAUUUGUUUGAAGUGGGGUGGUGUGGUUUCCCUGGGCAGGCAAGUCAGGUGCCUCUUUCCUGGCUGGACAAGUAUUGCUCUUGGAGCUAGAUUUACAAUGCAAAUAUUCAUGUCUUGCAACAUCAGAGCUUGCUGGGACUUCUUUUUUUGGUAGGAACCAUUGUUGGCUGGAAAUCUCAUGGACAAUGAAAGUAGGCGCGGGGAGGAGAACCUGCUGAAGCAAUUCCUUUUGUAAGGAUGGGAAGGUUUCAGGAGGGAAAGAUGGGAGACAAUCCCGGCAGCACCUGGAAAGAGUGUGCAGUGCAGAAGCUCAUUCGGAGGUUGAGGUUGAGUGGAUGCAUUUCCAGCAAAGUUAGGGUGGGCUUGCAUGUGAGAUCAGAAGAUGCCUCUAACCGUGCACUGGUUUAUAGUAGUGGCAGAUUCAAUGUGUUUGUGGUACAGCCAAAUCAUAGAAUCAUAGAAUCAUUAAGGCUGGAAAAGACAUCAAGUCCAGCUGUCAGCCCGACACCACCAUGCCAAUGAAACCAUGUCCCAAAGUGCCAUGUCUACAUGUUUUUUUAAUAUGUCCAGGGAUGGUGACACCUCCACUUCCCUUCCUGGAGCAUAGCAGCAUGCUGUUCAAGCCGAAAUGGGACUGGGCAUUAAGGGGUGUAGGAUCAGGCUGAGAAGGGUUUAACAGCAAAGCAAAGCAAACAAAGCAUGCGUGUUAUCUGUUUUCUGUGCUCAGCUGCAGUUUCUUUUCACUUUCUUUUACCCAGAAUGGAACAUUUCUAAUUUUCAGCUUAGUCCUCGAUUUCUGUAAGAGGGGGAAACUGUAAGAAGGCCAACACCAGCUGUGUUAAUCAUGGCACACUAUUUGCUUCAGACAUUGCACAUGCUGAUUGGGAAAUUUUCCUCUUUGAGGUAUUUUUGUAUUGGCUUUGUGGUUUCUGAACCUUGUGGUGCACUUAGUGACAUUAGGAAAAGAAAGUUUGCUUUGGGAAAAAGGGUGAUAGGCUUUUAUGUGAAGCUGCUUAGAGUGGAAAAGCGAUGGGUGCUGGCAGUUAUUGUGUGCUGAGAGCUGGCGCAAAGUCACCCCUUCUUGUAGGUAUCGAGUUGGACUCCUUGAUGGUGUAAACACCUGGCACUUUAAACUCCACUUUCACUGAAAACUGAAGUCCUUGCAACCUCAGAGCCUUCAGGAGCCAGAGCCUUGUGCUCAAUACUGCCUGGCUGAUACUGUUUCUUUUAAAAUAACAAAAAACCCCAGAAUUGCUAUGUUAAAUCUAUGCACUUAUUUUUGCGUGUACGUAGAAUUAGACAUAUGUCACUGUCGCCCUCUUUCUGAUUUUUGCACUUGUUAAAUAAAGUAGUGGUAGGUAAGUUGUGCGAGCAAGCAGACUCUGUGUUUCGAGUAUUAUGAGCUUUGCAUUGUGGAACCAAAUGUGUAAAACCCUUGGAAGAUGUUAUGUGGCUUAAUAUACGCCUUGUAAAAUAAUUUUAUUUUUCUCUAAAGUUAAUUUAAGUGUUGUUAAGUGUUUGCAUAAAAGCCAGGUCCAUGCAUGGCAGCAGCGCUGACCGGGCUUUUUGGCCCUUCCUCGAGUGUCUGUGGUAGGAGCGGAGCAGGAGAAAGACAAAUGCAAGUAAAGUGAUGGUGAAUAUUUCAUUUCAUUUCAUUUCAUUUCAUUUCAUUUCAUUUCAUUUCAUUUCAUCAUUUUUCUCCAAGAUAUAAGGAUACCCGGGUGCUUGGAAGUCCUUAAGUGUUUUAUUACCGACUGUAUUAUUUCUUUUGAUGAAACUAUUUAAGAAUUUGUGUCCAGGCAGAUAGUUAAGCAUCCAGCAGAAGCGGUGUUGGAUCAGCGUGUUGUGAUGUGGCUUUCAGUUAUGUUUGGUAGUGAUACAGCUCAGCUUCUCCAAGUCAGAGCUAGAGUACAGCACUCCUCCUCCUUGUGGAGACCACAGUCCCUCCAGUUUCUGGUAUCCCACGGUGCAUUUACAACCGAUGCUGCCCCAGAUGCAUGGAAAUUGAUUGUAGGCAAUCAGUCAUGGUGUAGGCAAUUCCCAUUUGCUUUUGGAGUUCCAACUCAAAGGUUGAUUCUCCUCAAUUGUGUUGAACUCAAGUGAUGUUACUUUUCCUGGAGGAAAGAUCUGGAGAAGCCGCAGGUCUUCCCUCAGCCCAAGAAAUGGCAGGACUUGUGUGGAGCACUACUGCUGUAAAUCAGCCCCUCUCAGCAGAGCAGUGCAACUCCUUGCUGGUUUUCCCAGCUCUUUGAACUGUUUUAUGUUUUGGGAAACUGUGCUGUAGCCAUUCCAGGUGAUGUUGGUAACUAGUUGUAAAAUACUGUCAUUUUUUAUUGUCAUUAGUUGUAUAGAGAAGUUGGUGUACAGUGUUGUACAGCUGGAGGGUUAUUUGUACAUAGGUGGGAAAAUGAACAUUAUGUGUCACCCACAGCAAAUAUUGAUAUUGUUGGUCAGCCAAAGAUUUCUUAUUCUUUGCUGUUAAAACUUGUGCCUUAAUAUUGUAUAUAAUAAAUGUAUAAAC
Cuculus canorus (common cuckoo) is the source of this 7046-nucleotide messenger RNA. RefSeq names its product angiomotin like 1 (gene AMOTL1). Gene Ontology annotation, cellular component: plasma membrane; bicellular tight junction; cytoplasmic vesicle. NCBI's taxonomy places the organism in Eukaryota, Metazoa, Chordata, Aves, Cuculiformes, Cuculidae. The record is from RefSeq and is a predicted model, not a curated record. The transcript has 17 exons. Gene Ontology annotation, biological process: actin cytoskeleton organization; regulation of cell migration; establishment of cell polarity involved in ameboidal cell migration. Bases 1106 to 4003 code for a protein of 965 amino acids.